CUAGGUUCCUUCCUGGAGGUAUUGGUGAUCCACCGCUACUAGAUAUGGAAGUCCAUUGGGCGAAAGCUUUUUCUAUUCCGUCCAAAACUAUUUGAACCAUAUGAAAAUACACAAACCUACAAAUAAUCACCAAACCGACUAGAAUAAAUUCAGUCAAGCGUAUAGACUACCAACUUGAAACAGUGCCGAUACAACAAGAAGUGAGCGUAAAGAAAACAUUUGAUUUAUCCAAGCUCGUAAAAGGAUAUUGGAUUAGGGAUACGCUCCGAUACAACCAUUUGGACCAUUUGACUGAUACGUUACAGUUGGUUUUUGGCAAGUAAAAAUUUUAAUAUAGACAGAACUCAUUUGAUUUCACUACAUAAAGUAAGGUAAGGAUUAAUUCAUCUUUUGUCUUUGGAUAAGUGUUACCCAUUAUAUUGAGAUAAGCUGAUUAAGAAGUAUUUUUGUAACCUACCCGAGCUCCCAAUUUGGAAAGUUUGGGGGAAAUCAUCAAAAUGACCUUGACCGAGGUUGAAGGGGAAUUUCGGGGAAAUAUUGGGGUUUUUGUGCCAUUUCUCCAAAAUCUCCUCAAAGUUUACUAUGGCGGCUUCCCCAAAAUUUCUCCGAAACUUCAAAUUUUCCCCAAAAUUGGUUGAUUAACUAUAGCUGGUGUUUUAUUGGUCUUUAAAGACAUAAUUAUGUCGAAUCUCUACAUGAAAAGCAUGUGAAGGCGAAUAAUUAUAGCUUAAAGGUUAACAAUGAAGGUUGGAUGUAUUCAGACAUACGAUGCUUCUAUGCUUACCUAUGAUCAUAUCGAAGCUUCCAAUGUAAUACAGUUAGCUAAGGAGCUUACAAAUACAAAACUACCAACAGAUAUUGAAGUGGAAUGGCUGUUAAAAGCAAUUUGCUUAAUCGAUUUAACCACAUUAGCUGGGGAUGAUACACCUGUCAAUGUACAAAGACUUUGUGUAAAAGCAGUUCAUCCGCUAAGUGAAUGCGUUUUGAAUAAAAUUGAAAAUGCGUUCAAUAUGAACCUACAAGAUUUAAGAACAGCUGCUGUAUGUGUUUAUCCAUAUCAAGUUAAAACAUGCGCAGAAACUUUUAAGAAAUUAAAAUUACCAAAUUUUAAUAUUGCUUCUGUUGCUACUGGUUUUCCUACUGGACAGUAUCCUUUAGAAACUCGGCUAUUGGAAAUUAAAUCAGCUAUAAAUGAUGGAGCGAAUGAAAUUGAUGUGGUAAUAAAUAGAACAUUAGCUUUACAAGGUGAUUGGGAAGGAGUUUAUAAUGAAGUAUGUGCGAUGCGUAAAGCUUGUGGUGAUCAAGCACACUUAAAGACUAUUCUUGCUACUGGUGAAUUAAGCAGUUAUGAUAAUGUUUAUAAGGCUUCAAUGGUUUGUAUGUUAGCUGGAGCAGAUUUUAUUAAAACAUCUACUGGAAAAGAAACAGUCAAUGCAACACUCCCAAUUUCAUUGGUUAUGGCUAGAGCUAUUCAAGAUUUCAAUGAAGUAUAUGGCAUCAAGGUUGGUUUCAAACCUGCCGGUGGUCUUCGUACAGCUAAAGAUGCCAUCGAUUAUCUCCAAUUAAUCGAUAAUGUUCUUGGCUCUGAUUGGAUAAAUCCAGAUUAUUUACGAUUUGGAGCUAGUUCAUUAUUGGCCAAUAUUGAAACUCGACUAUACAGUCUAUGCCAUAAUGGUUUAAUACCAUUACCUGGUGAAUUAGACUUUUUCUAAUUGUUGAUUACCUUCUUUUUUCUCUCUCUUGUUUUCUUUCAAUUUAUUCGAUUUGAUUAUUUUUGAUGAUUAUGUUUGCCUUAAUUUUGUUGUUGUUGUUGUUGUUGUUGAAGAAAAGGUCGUUUCUAUCAAUUUCUUUUAAAAAAAAUUUUGAUAAACCAAACGCUAUUUAUAUUUUGUACACAUUUCGUUUUGACUAUAAAAAGAAUACAAAGAGGUGUGGUGAUAGAAGUAGAGAGGAAAGCAAAACGAAAAAAAAUACAACAACAACAACAACUGUAUGCUUAGUCAAUAGGUUUUUUUUUGUUUAACGAAAAAAAAAAGAAAUAAAUGACAAGGGGUUUCUAUUUACGCCUAUUCUCAUUUGUUCCUUGUCGAUUUUCACUGUGAAUCCCUCUGACACUUACUUUUUAGGUUUGUGUGUAUCACACAUCGAAAUAUAUAUAUAUAUAUAUAUAU
Messenger RNA from Schistosoma bovis, 2171 nucleotides. The record is from the annotation of a GenBank genome assembly. NCBI's taxonomy places the organism in Eukaryota, Metazoa, Platyhelminthes, Trematoda, Strigeidida, Schistosomatidae.